Molecule: messenger RNA, 1712 nt
Organism: Tribolium castaneum (red flour beetle)
Lineage: Eukaryota; Metazoa; Arthropoda; Insecta; Coleoptera; Tenebrionidae
Gene: Dh31-R
Product: Diuretic hormone 31 Receptor
Exons: 12
Coding region: 284-1522 (412 amino acids)
Biological process (GO): cell surface receptor signaling pathway; adenylate cyclase-modulating G protein-coupled receptor signaling pathway
Cellular component (GO): plasma membrane
Molecular function (GO): G protein-coupled peptide receptor activity
Source: RefSeq, a predicted model, not a curated record
GCGUCAGCACCAAAGCGCAGCUUUGCAUCCUCCAGUUCAGUUAUUCGCGCGUUUUCGUGCCGAACGCAAGGAUCGGGCUCCUGAAACUGAAAUUAUUUCCGACAAAGGUUCAGUUGGUGCGCGUUUGUGGGAAUUUUUAAAAGUGUGUUAAGAUAAUCCUGGUUAUGAGGAUAUCCAGGAUAAUGGCAGAAAAAUAAUGGACGUCGCAUCUAUAAAACUCGAACAGUUAAUUAAACGCGUUUGUGGUUCGAGUGAUUAAUUCGAAAAUUAAAAAGUGAACAAUAUGGCAUUCGAUUAUUCGCCUAGAGAUUUAGAAGUGAUAGCACUGCGGCAACUUGAAUGCGACGAAAUUAUAAAUAAAUCGAGCAACAUUUUAGGACGUUACUGUCCAGGAAGAUUUGAUGGUUGGUCUUGUUGGCCUAGCACUCCAGCUGGAGAAAUAGCCAAUCAAUCCUGUCCAGAGAUAUUGAACUACGACCCCAACCGUCUCGUCUUCUACAAAUGCGAGAAAGACGGUGAAUGGAACUUUAAUGAACAAUUUAAUAAAAGUUGGGUAAAUUACACCACCUGUAUUAACAUCGAAGAUUUUGAAUUUCGCCAACAGAUCAUAUUGAUAUACUGCGUAGGAUACGGAGUGUCUCUGGUGGCUCUUCUUGUGUCACUUGCCCUCCUCACUUACUUCAAGUCAUUAAGAUGUGCCCGAAUUACAGUCCACAUGAAUUUAUUCUCCUCAUUCGCAAUGAACAACUUUUUGUGGCUGUUGUGGUACAGUUUGGUGGUUAAUGACCAGGACGUCCUCCACGAAAACAAGUUAUGGUGCCGUGUCCUGCACGUCGUCCUCUUCACCUUCCUCAUUUCAAAUUAUUCAUGGAUGUUGUGCGAAGGCAUCUAUCUCCACACCGUGCUGGUAUCUGCUUUUAUAUCAGAAAGGCGUCUCCUGCGUUGUAUGUUAGCAUUAGGUUGGGGCAUUCCUCUCCUGACAACCUCCAUUUACGCUCCUGUGAGGAGCGUCUUGGGAGAGAAUGUAGACGAGCUGGGGAGAUGUUGGACUCAAGACGGCCGCUUUAACAAAAUCCUGAUGGUGCCAGUGGUCAUUACCGUAUUCCUCAACGUGAUAUUUCUGGUCAACAUUGUCAGAGUUCUCCUAAUUAAAUUAAGAAAGGGUCCAGCUAAUGGCGGAUCGGGAUCAGGAGCAUCCAGAACUUCUCUCCAAGCUCUCAGAGCUACAAUGUUGCUGGUGCCACUGUUAGGCUUGAAUUUCCUUUUAACUCCGUUUAGGCCGGAGGCGAACCACCCAUGGGAGUAUGUUUAUGAAGUUGUUUCAGCGUUGACGGCUUCUCUACAGGGUCUUUGUGUGGCUAUUCUGUUCUGCUUCUGUAACGGAGAGGUUAUAGCCCAAGUUAAAAGGAAGUGGCGGACUAUCAUGUUCCGUCCAAGAGCAAAUUCUUGCACAGUCACCACCGUAUCGGUACGUAAGUUCGUUCGCUCAUCGUAUCCUGCAAAUGGAGAGGAAAAGGUAUGACUGGGGGCAAUCGGCCGUCGAGCCUCAAACUGGAUGGCUGCCCGAAGAGCUUCAACAGUAAUCGUCCGAAACAUAGGAGAAACAACUGCUCAGUGCGUUUGAAAUUGAUGAAAAUGGACCCAAUUGUAUUAACAUUUUUGUACUAUUUAUUGUGGUUGUAGGAAAAAAUAAAUGUUUGUAAAAUUCGUAA